UCUAAUUUUUUUUUUCGUAUUUAAUUUUCAUACGUUCAACUAACAAGAAGCACAAUGUGUGGAAUUGAUUGAACACACCCCAUGUGACACUUGUCAGAACAUAUGUUGACAAUUAUUGUCAAUAACAUUUUUGUUUUAUAACUUUAAGUUGGUCCGGUGUUUGAUAAAAAUAUAGUUAAUAAAAUGUGGCCAAUAAUAAUGGCAAUUUUACGCAGAAAUGCUGUCUAUAUUACACUUCCUGUAGCAGCGGUCGUUGGCUUUGUUGGUUAUAACUUAGAAAAUCUAAUUUCUGAUAAGUACACACCGUACAAUAAAUCAAUUCAAGAAGAUCGUAUGGAGCGGUUAACAGAAGAAGAUGUGUUAUUAAAUGCAGCUGACGUUGAGAAACUGGGACUGAAAUCAAAUGUAUUAGAGCGUAAUCUAUCUCCAUCGUUACAAAAGAGUACUUAAAAAUUGAUUAUGUUUAAACCAAUACCUAUUUUUGUUUAUAAUUUGUGCGCGUAAAUACAUAU
Teleopsis dalmanni is the source of this 512-nucleotide messenger RNA. Its product is annotated as small integral membrane protein 12-A-like. The coding region runs from base 184 to 450 and encodes 88 amino acids. NCBI's taxonomy places the organism in Eukaryota, Metazoa, Arthropoda, Insecta, Diptera, Diopsidae. The transcript has 2 exons. The record is from RefSeq and is a predicted model, not a curated record.